AUGAUCUCUAGAGACCUGGCUGUGGGCAUCUUCUUCAUGUGUCAGACUGCACUGGGAAUGCUGGGUAACUUAGCCUUGCUCUGUUGUUUUAUCAUUGCUGACUUCUCUGGAAUCAGGGCAAAGCCCACAGACCUGAUUGUCAAACACCUGACCUGGGCCAACUUCAUUGUUCUCUUCAAAGGAAUCCCACAGACCAUUGUUGCUUUUAGUCAGACUUACUAUGUAGACUAUGUUUCAUGUAAACUUACAUUAUAUUUUCAUAGAGUUGGCAGAGGAGUAUCCCUUGUCUCUACAUCCCUUCUGAGUGUCUUUCAGGCCAUCAUCAUCAGUCCCACCAAUUCCAAGUGGGCACCGCUCAAAAUUAGAGCAUUGGGUAUCAUUGGCCCUUCUCUGAGCCUUUGCUGGGCCCUCCAGCUAUUGGUAUAUGCCUUCAUUCUGAUAUUCACAACUGACUUAAGGGGUGGAAGAAAUGUUACUAGAAUAAAAAUUUUUGAAUACUGUGUUGUUUUGAAGCCUCAGAGACCAAUCGACACACUUACUCUAAUCCUAUUGACAUCUAAUGAUGUCAUGUUUUUGGGACUGAUGAUGUUGGCCAGUGGCUACAUGGUGUUUAUCUUGCUCAAACACAAGCAGAGGGUCCAACACAUCCACAGAUCCCUGUCUCCUAGGUCAUCCCCUGAAACCAGAGCUACCCAAACAAUCCUCACCAUAGUGAGCAUCUUUGUGCUCUUCUAUGUAAUGUCUAUUAUCUUUACAGCUUAUCUGUUUGUCCUUGAAGGAACCAGUAAGUGGGUGUCUAACACAGGUGCAGCCAUGGCUGCAUGCUUCCCAGCAUUCUGCCCCUUUCUGCUCCUCAGACACUAUAGCUCCAUUUUCAGGAUCUGCUGUCCCAGUUCUUACCAGACAAUAUUCUGUGCUUGUGUUAUCAGAGAGCUCUAA
Messenger RNA from Onychomys torridus (southern grasshopper mouse), 939 nucleotides. Its product is annotated as vomeronasal type-1 receptor 4-like. Lineage: Eukaryota; Metazoa; Chordata; Mammalia; Rodentia; Cricetidae. Gene Ontology annotation, biological process: G protein-coupled receptor signaling pathway. The transcript has a single exon. Bases 1 to 939 code for a protein of 312 amino acids. Gene Ontology annotation, molecular function: pheromone receptor activity. Gene Ontology annotation, cellular component: membrane. The record is from RefSeq and is a predicted model, not a curated record.